UUUGUAUUUGGAAUGUCAAAUGUUUCGUUCUGCCAUUGUUUAUUUAUUUUUAGUACUGUUAUUUAGCUCAUUUAGUUGGUUAAUUUAUGAAAACAUGUCUUCUGAAAAACUUCUAUCUGUUGAUUUCGAAGUAUUUGGUAAAGUUCAAGGAGUAUUUUUCCGGAAGAACACUGAAAAAGAAGCAAAUAAUUUGGGUGUUCGGGGAUGGUGUAUGAAUACCCAGAAAAACACUGUAAAAGGAGUAAUACAGGGAUCCCCAGAAAAAAUAAAUGAAAUGAAAACUUGGUUACAAGAAGUAGGAAGCCCUUCUUCAAGAAUUGACAAAACCGUUUUCACCAAUGAAAAAUAUCUUUCAAAAUAUACCUUCUCUUCGUUUCAGAUAAAAAGAUAAAUAAUUUUGAAAAUCAUAAAAUAUGGCGUAUAACAAAAUUAUAAUCGUAUUUAUUACAUAAUUUAUUUUUGUUUUUAAUAAAAAGCUAAAAUCCA
Molecule: messenger RNA, 486 nt
Organism: Psylliodes chrysocephalus
Lineage: Eukaryota; Metazoa; Arthropoda; Insecta; Coleoptera; Chrysomelidae
Source: the annotation of a GenBank genome assembly